Aspergillus nomiae NRRL 13137 is the source of this 948-nucleotide messenger RNA. RefSeq lists its product as uncharacterized. Bases 28 to 948 code for a protein of 306 amino acids. Gene Ontology annotation, biological process: translation. The transcript has 7 exons. Gene Ontology annotation, cellular component: ribosome; nucleus; cytosol. Gene Ontology annotation, molecular function: structural constituent of ribosome; peptidyl-prolyl cis-trans isomerase activity; protein binding. The record is from RefSeq and is a predicted model, not a curated record. NCBI's taxonomy places the organism in Eukaryota, Fungi, Ascomycota, Eurotiomycetes, Eurotiales, Aspergillaceae.
CCGUUCCCCUCAGGGCAUGCGAUCAAGAUGAUUCAACUAAAGACGAUGCUGAAUUGCAUCGACAACUCCGGCGCCGCAGUUGUCGAGUGCGUGAAUGUCCUGAAGAAGAAGCGGCCAGCCACAGUCGGUGACCGAAUCGUCGUGGUCGUUCAGAAACAGCGGAACUUUGGCCCCGAAAGCUCGACCAACAGUGGUAUUGCAAACAAAGUCCGUCGCGGAGAUAUUCGUCAUGCCGUCGUCGUCCGAGCGAAGAAGGAAAUGCAGAGACCAGAUGGAUCUAUUGUCAAGUUCGAUGACAAUGCCUGCGUGUUGAUAAACAAGUCUGGAGACCCGAUCGGAACAAGAAUGAACGGAGUUGUGGCUACGGAACUACGAGGAAAGCAAUGGUCGAAAAUUUUGUCGUUGGCACCGAUGCAUGUUGAGACAGGUCUUCCGGCCGGGUGGGAGGUCCGCCAUUCUAACUCCAAGAACCUCCCUUACUAUUUCAAUCCCACGACAAAGGAAUCUCGCUGGGAGCCUCCAGCAGGCACUGAUACGGAGACGCUCAAGGUUUACAUGGCCAACUACCAUAGCGGGCCUACCAGUCGGCCUGAUGGCACAGGUCAUGGUGAAGGCAAAAUCCGCUGCAGCCACCUUCUUGUCAAGCAUAGGGAGAGCAGACGUCCCAGUAGCUGGAGAGAGUCUGAGAUUACUCGGUCCAAGGAGGAGGCGAUUGACAUCCUUCGUGGCCAUGAAGACCGCAUCAAGUCGGGCGAGGUCAGCUUGGGAGAUCUUGCGAUGUCAGAAUCAGACUGUAGCAGCGCCAGGAAGAGGGGUGAUCUUGGCUUUUUUGGACGGGGAGAAAUGCAGAAGGAAUUCGAGGACGCUGCCUUUGCUCUACAGCCCGGUGAGGUCAGCGGAAUCGUUGACACGGCUUCCGGUGUCCAUCUCAUUGAACGCAUUCAAUAA